Lontra canadensis (Northern American river otter) is the source of this 1198-nucleotide messenger RNA. RefSeq names its product suppressor APC domain containing 2 (gene SAPCD2). Lineage: Eukaryota; Metazoa; Chordata; Mammalia; Carnivora; Mustelidae. The record is from RefSeq and is a predicted model, not a curated record. The transcript is spliced from 6 exons. Bases 23 to 1198 code for a protein of 391 amino acids.
GCCGCCCACGGCCGGAGCCGCGAUGGCCGAGCCGGGCCGCGGACCGCCGGCCGCGCCGGGCACCGAGGGGCUGCCGCGCGCCUUCCUGCAGAGCCUGCGCACCCUGUUCGACAUCCUGGACGACCGGCGGCGCGGCUGCGUGCACCUGCGCGAGAUCGAGUCCCGCUGGCAGGGCGCCGACGAGCACGAGCUGCCCCGCGGCGUGCUGGAGGGCCUGCGCCGGGUGGCCCCGGCCAGCGGCUACCUGACCUUCGAGCGCUUCGUGGCCGGCCUGCGCACCUCGCUGCUGAGCGCCGACGGCGGCCCGCGGGGCCAGGGGCGCGCCCCGGCCCAGGGGGGCUGCCCGGCGCGGCCCGGGGGUCCGCCGCCGCCGCCGCGCCUGAUGUUCGCGCCCGCGGACGAGCCGCGGACGGUCCUGGAGAGGAAGCCCCUACCCCCGGGCUCGCGGCCCCCGCCGGCCGGCCCCGGCGGCGCGGCCCGGAGCCUGGAGAAGCUGUGCGGGCCCGCGGAGGCGGCGCCCGGUCCCGCGGAGCCCGAGCGGCCCCAGGGCGCGGCGCUGGAGCGGAGCCCGAGCGCGGACGCUGGUGCACUGGCCUGCAGGCCCCGGGAGCUCGGCCUGGGCGAUGCCCUUCGGGUCCCCUGUGCCCGAGGGGAGCGUCGGAGGCACACCAUCACCAACGGCGUGGACUGUGACCUGCUGAAGCAGAUGCAGCAGCUGGAGCAGGAGAAGGAGGUGCUGCUGCAGGGCCUGGAGAUGAUGGCGCGCGGCCGGGACUGGUACCAGCAGCAGCUCCAGCGUGUGCGGGAGCGCCGGCGCCGCCUGGGCCAGAGCAGGGCCCGUGCUGACGUGGGCACUGAGGGGAGCCCCCUCCCGCUGGGCCAGCUGCUGCCCAAGGUACAGGAGGUGGCCCGGUGCCUGGGGGAGCUGCUGGCUGCGGCCCGCGCCGGCCGGGCUCCACCCUCAUUGUCCUUGGGGCCCCCGUGGCCGGCCCCCGACUCACCUUCAGCCCCGGGCCGGCAGCAGCAGACCGAGCUCAUGCUCAAGGAGCAGAACCGGCUCCUCACCCAGGAGGUGACGGACAAGAGUGAGCGGAUCACGCAGCUGGAGCAGGAGAAAUCUGCGCUCAUCAGGCAGCUGUUCGAGGCGCGCGCGCUCAGCCAGCAGGACGCUGGGCCCUUGGACUCCACCUUCCUCUAG